AUUCUAAGUUUCAAAAUUUUCAACCAUGCAAAGGUCAAAUAAGAGAUUUAGAGAAGACGGAACGUCGAAUUCAGCCCAAAAUAACCAACAAUUUCCACGGCUUACAGGAGAAGAAGAGUAUUCUGUUAUGGUUUCAGCUUUGAAAAAUGUCAUCAAUGGUAAUAUUCCCAUAGAAAAUACUCAACACUUCAACUUAUUUUCGCCUUUUCAAUAUUCAACUGCCACUUCUACUGCCACGACUGUCACCGCAUAUUCUUCGCCUUCGAACAGCAUGUCUACAAUUGAACAAGGAAAUGUGGUGUCACCUAUUUUAGGUGUCCCAGCAGAACAAGAACCCUGUCCAUUUUGCAGAAUCAAAGGUUGUUUAGGCUGCGACAUUUUCGGAACCACGUCUUCUGCUGCUGUUAAUUUUGCAGAAUCAAAGGUUGUCGCUGCUGAUGAUAAUAAGAAGAAGAGUACUACAAUUUCAAUAGCAAAGAAGAAGAAGAAGAAUUACAGAGGAGUGAGACAGAGGCCAUGGGGAAAAUGGGCAGCGGAAAUUCGGGAUCCAAGAAAAGCUGCGCGUGUUUGGCUUGGAACUUUUAAUACUGCAGAAGACGCAGCUAGAGCUUAUGAUAAAGCCGCCAUCGAAUUCAGGGGUCCAAGAGCAAAGCUAAAUUUCUCAUUUGCUGAUUAUACUGAGACUCAAGAACAACAGAGCACUUCAUCUUCUUCACCUCAACAGUUGCCGGAGCCACAGUUGCAGCAAGGAAAUAAUGCAGAAUUUGGAAAUGAAAUUUGGGAUCAAUUGAUGGGGGAUAAUGAGAUUCAAGAUUGGUUGACGAUGAUGAAUUUCAAUGGUGAUUCUUCUGAUUCUACUGGCGGGAAUGUUCACAGCGGUUAAGUUUCAGUUACUCCAAACAAACAAGAAUUUUUAUUUUUUUUUUAAAUUAUUCGUAUAGUAUUAUUAAUUAGGUGCUUUGCCUUCUUGUAUUUUAACAAAUUGGGCUCUUGCACAUAAGGAAAAACUAGUAAUUUUCUACUCAUUUUCGGGUUGUGCCGUAUGUAAUUCGGCAUAUUAGUCGGGUGAAAUGUAAAAAUUAUGAGGAAUUAAUGUGAAUAUAAUUUUGUU
Messenger RNA from Nicotiana tabacum (common tobacco), 1111 nucleotides. RefSeq names its product ethylene-responsive transcription factor ERF109. The record is from RefSeq and is a predicted model, not a curated record. Gene Ontology annotation, molecular function: DNA binding; DNA-binding transcription factor activity. Gene Ontology annotation, biological process: ethylene-activated signaling pathway; regulation of DNA-templated transcription. Lineage: Eukaryota; Viridiplantae; Streptophyta; Magnoliopsida; Solanales; Solanaceae.